This is a messenger RNA of Neofelis nebulosa (Clouded leopard), 3277 nucleotides long. Its product is annotated as endogenous retrovirus group K member 7 Env polyprotein-like. Bases 1342 to 2727 code for a protein of 461 amino acids. The transcript is spliced from 2 exons. The record is from RefSeq and is a predicted model, not a curated record. NCBI's taxonomy places the organism in Eukaryota, Metazoa, Chordata, Mammalia, Carnivora, Felidae. Gene Ontology annotation, molecular function: structural molecule activity.
CUCCCUCACUCUACUAAGCAUAUCCGUGUUGCAUCCUGACAGACAGGAGCUCAUUUCUUGGCAAAUGGAACUUCUCUAAGCACUACCUACCCCCACCAGCUGUUCUCUUCCUUUCUCUCCUCCAAGAUCCCAUGAUUCUUGUGGGGGGCCGGGCCCCGGUGCCAGGCUGAGACCCGGUCGAGCAACGGUUCCCUGUUGACUCAGCCAACCCGGUGGUUCCUCCUCCCAUUCCCCCACUUUCAAGGGCAUACGAAAGCCUUGUCAAGGCUGAGAAAGUUAAUUCCUGAAGCCUGUGGUCUGCAGGUGUUGGCAGUAAUGCUACCUCCCUUUUUCUACCCCGAGUCAGAUAGAAACAAACAUGGGAAUUGUGUUUUGCUAGCAAUCUUAUCAACAAGGUCUUGUUGUGACCCGUCUAGAAAAUUCACAAGAGACACAGAACUAAAUGUUUUGGUUGGCAGCGAUUAUGUGAAACCUGAUUAUUCUUAGAAUGACCUGAUCCAUAAGAGUCUUAUAUUAUAAAAGAUUGUGUACAGCAACAAUAAAGCCGUCACUUGGGCCAUCAGCCCAGGGGACCCUCCUGUUCCCAAACGUUCUCCUCUCUCUUUUUUCUUGCAUUCCCCUACCCUCAGGACCCUGACCUCGGUGUUUGUCGCGCCGGUCGCGACAAGUGGCGCCCGAACAGGGACCUGAGACAACAAGGAGGAAAGCGAAAGCGGACCGCGCAGCAUCUAAUUCAGGAUGAGGAAGCGCCGCGCUGGGUCCCGCUUCGGCUCCUCAGAGAUAUUACGGUUGUGCCGAAAAAUGGCCAAAUUGACAGUGACGGAACCCCCCCAAAAGCGACGACGGCGGAGUCAUAAGGCAGGUACACCCACCUGGGGACAGAUAAAGAACCUGGUGACCCAGGCCACUGAUGUACUGAUGGCCUCAGGUAGAGAGGUAACGGCCACACAUGUCUUCUUGACAUGCCUGUGCAUUCUCACUACAGCCGGGGAGUCUGCCCUCUAUUGGGCAUACAUGGUAGGUCCUCCUACAGUACAACCUGUAACAUGGAGAGACCCCACACCCAAAGUAUACACCAACCUCACCUUUAUGGGAGGGGAAGACGCAGGGUUUUUGCCCACUGUGUCGGCCUCUAUAAAUUGGACGGCGCUCUCUGCAGGAGUACCCAUCUGCCUGCAAAGGGAGUCUACGCCGUACAAACUUGCUUAUGGGUGUUUGGGUACGAAACCAGUAGGGCGAUCUAUUACUUAUACUAUGUGGCAAAAUGGCGAGCAUAAUUCUGAAUGGGUGGCCCGCUCCGUUGCCGCUUAUUGACAAAAGAGAGAAUUAUUAGGAGAAUGGAUGUUUUUUGGACAGCGUGAUCCCCCUCAGAAUCUUCCUAUAUGUCCCUCAGCUGGUCAAGGCCUUACUGGGGACUCACCUUGGGGUAAAUGUGCCCAAUCCUCUUCAUUGAGGAUGACUCCUAAAGGCAUUAACUAUACCAUUACAGAUUAUUCCCGAAAGGUCUGGCAUUCAUUCCUUCAAGAAACACCUAUGGCUAUUUUGGAAGUGCAAAGGGAAACAAGGAGACCUUUAGUGGCUCCUUUAAGAGAUAUGGGUCCACCUCCUAAUGAGGUACAGGUACACCACAAGAUUAUCCCACAAACCAUUUUGCAAUUCCCUGAAGGAAGAAUUCAUUCUGAUCUUUGGAAGUUAUAUGCUACCUUUGAUAAAAUAUAUACUAAUGACAGCUUUAGUUUUCCAGAAUAUUAUGUUUCUCCAGUUCUGCAAUUGCGUGCCUGUGUUCCUCCACCCUACUAUCUGAUUGUUGGAGAUGGGACCAUUACUCCAGUGAAAGAAGAUGGUCAUCAGUUAUACCGGCUGACGUGUCCUGCUUGUCUUUUGACCAAUUGUCUACCAAUAGAUGGGCCCUCUAGAAGUGAAAUGAAGGUUUAUCUGGUCUUACAACCUCCCUAUUGGAUGUUGCCAGUAAAUGUUACAGGACCUUGGUAUCCUAAUUAUGGGAUGCAAUUGGCCUUAGAAAUCAGUAAACGGCUGCGCAGGACCAGACGGUUUCUUGGACUCUUGAUUGCUGGACUUAUAGCAGCAGUGACUGUAAUUGCCUCUGCAACUGUAUCUGUAAUAUCCUUACAUGAAAGUGCCCAAACAGCAUCCCAUGUAAAUGAAUUGGCUUAUAAUGCAUCCAAGGUGUUUGCCACUCAAGAACGAAUAGACCGUAAAUUGGAAGCCCAAUUAGAGGCACUACAAGAAGCAUUAAUGUAUCUUGGUGAUCAGUUUGCUGUUUUGCAUACCAGACUUUCUUUAAUUUGUCAUGAUGCAUAUAAGCAUAUCUGUGUUACCCCUUUAGAGUAUACCAAUGUGACAUGGGGACAAGUGCGUCGUCAUUUACAAGGGGUUUGGCAUGAUGCUAACACUAGCUUAGACCUCUCACAGCUACAAGAAGAGAUAAAUGCUGUUGCAAGUAGCUCACUCAGUUUUCCUGACCCUGGAGAUCUCGCUGAAACCAUACUGCACCAACUUAAUGGGUUUAAUCCAUUCAAUAUUCUUCAGCAUUCCUUUUGGAUCUUUAUUGGAAUUGUUUCUGUAAUAUCUGUUAUACUUGUCUUGCUGUGUUAUUUCUGGAGAUGGGGUCUUACUGCCUUUACCACAUACCAGGCCAGGAUGCACAUGUUGCAAUUACAAACAAUAGGGGGACAUGUGGGGGGCCGGGCCCCGGUGCCAGGCUGAGACCGGGUCGAGCAACGGCUCCCUGUUGACUCAGCCAACCCGGUGGUUCCCCCUCCCGUUCAUGUGGGAGGCCGGGCCCCGGUGCUAGGCUGAGACCCGGUCGAGCAACGGUUCCCUGUUGACUCAGCCAACCCGGUGGUUCCUCCUCCCAUUCCCCCACUUUCAAGGGCAUACGAAAGCCUUGUCAAGGCUGAGAAAGUUAAUUCCUGAAGCCUGUGGUCUGCAGGUGUUGGCAGUAAUGCUACCUCCCUUUUUCUACCCCGAGUCAGAUAGAAACAAACAUGGGAAUUGUGUUUUGCUAGCAAUCUUAUCAACAAGGUCUUGUUGUGACCCGUCUAGAAAAUUCACAAGAAACACAGAACUAAAUGUUUUGGUUGGCAGCGAUUAUGUGAAACCUGAUUAUUCUUAGAAUGACCUGAUCCAUAAGAGUCUUAUAUUAUAAAAGAUUGUGUACAGCAACAAUAAAGCCGUCACUUGGGCCAUCAGCCCAGGGGACCCUCCUGUUCCCAAACUUUCUCUUCUCUCUUUUUUUCUUACAUUCCCCUACCCU